AUGGGGGGAAAAUGGACAUACUGUGCUGUCUAUUCCAUCAUCCAGAUACAUUUUGUCAGGGGAGUAUUGGAAGAAACGUUCAAUGCAGAAGAAGACAUUUAUGCAUUACCUGGUUCUGAUGUCAACCUGACCUGCCAAACACAGAAGAAAGGCUUCUUGGUGCAGAUGCAGUGGUCCAAGGUCACUGAUAAGUUGGACCUGAUUGCCCUUUAUCAUCCCCAACAUGGCUUUUACUGUGCCAAUGGGCGCCCCUGUGAGUUGCUGGUGGCUUUCAGAGAAGCUCCCAGGAAUGUGUCAAAGUGGACUCUGCACUUAAGGAACAUGUCCUCCUUGCUCACGGGGAAGUAUGAGUGUAGUUUCACUCUGUACCCAGAGGGCAUUCAGACGAAAAUCUACAACCUACAGAUUCAGACAAAUGUUACACAGGAUGAAUGGAGAAGCAACCAUACAAUAGAAAUAGAGAUAAAUCAGACUCUGGAAAUACCGUGCUUUCAAAAUAUCUCCUUAGAAAUUUCAUCUGAGCUCACCUUCGCAUGGUUGGUGGAGGAUAACGGAACUCAGGAAACACUUCUCACCCAAUAUCACCCCAUCAGCAAUUCCACGUGAUCUAAAGACAGAGUCAAGCCAGGUACAGACUACAGCCUCUACCUCUCUCCAGUCCAAAUCCAGGGUGAUGGCCGGAAGUUCCCUUGCUAGGCUGUAGUCAGGUCUGGCAAAAUCUUCAGGCGCUCCACCACGGUCAGGGUUUUUGCUAAGGCUAAGCCAGAAAUCUCCACAACUGUGGAAAAUAAUUUCACGUUAAAGUUUUUGAAAAUCUACAGCAUAAUUAUGCCAGAUCCUGGCCCAGUCACCCUCAAUGCCUGUGGGGAGCUGCGGCCCUUGAAGCCUGGGGUCCUGGUGCUGCCCGGCCUGACCAUGGCCACCCUUCUCCAGCUCCUCUUUGUGCAUGCUUUUCAGAUGCUUCCACAGGGCUGUGGUGCCCAAGUUAACCCCAGGGCCACGGCCCACCUGCCAGCCACACAGGCGGCAGGUGGUGUAUGGAGAAUAUUUACCUGCUCACUGAGGAAUGUAUUUCCCACAGCAAAUCUUACAUGGUUUAUAGAGAGAAGCUUCCCUCAAGGUGAAAGAGAAGGUAAGGAAAUCAGUCAAUGGAAAAAUACACAUACUAAUGAAAAGAGAAAAGACAAAGGAUUUUGGGAACUGAAGUCUGUUUUGACAAGUGUGUAUGAUAAUAAACCAGCCCAAUCAAACAACCUGACCAUCUGGUGUAUGGCUGUGUCUCCAGUCCCUCGAAACAAAGUGUGGGAUAGCUCAUCCGAAAAGAUCACGUUUUCCUUGGGUGACUCAGUGAACCCUCCAACAGACUCUCUGCUUGAUGCUACAGCAUCUACCCGUGGCAUCCAGCCUUCUCCAGCCAACAGCAUAUCUCCUACAGGUUAUCCAGCUCCAUCUUCAACAGCCCUUGUAGAUGUGACUACAUCGACUCCAAACGUCACCCCUCCAAGUACUCCAACCAGCAAUUACGACCUGACUACCUGAGGCUUCAGCUACUCCUGGACCUCCAGUGGGAAAGACGCCAAAUACUCAGCUUCAUGGAUGCCCAGUGAGAUGUACAGUUCAUCCCCCUCAAGGGCAGGUUCGACACUUCAUGGUGACACCUUCACCAGCACAGCCAGAGCAUUUUCAGAAGUUCCCACAACUGCCAAUGGAUCUACUAAAAAUAAUCAUAUCCAUAUCACUGGUAUUGUGGUUAAUCAGCCCAAAGAUGGAAUGUCCUGGCCAGUGACUGUGGCAGCUUUGCUCUUUUCCUGCCUUGUACUGUUUGGUCUUGGAGUGAGAAAAUUGUGUCAAUACCAAAAAGAAAUCAUGGAACGACCUCCGCCUUUCAAGCCGCCACCUCCCAUCAAGUACACCUACAUUCAAGAGUCCAUUGGAGUUGAUCUGCCUUGUCAUGAGCUGGAGACACUCUCGUCCUCUGAGACUUUGCCACACAAGCAAAACUCUGCUAGAAUCCUAUCGAAAAGAUAG
Molecule: messenger RNA, 2028 nt
Organism: Lagenorhynchus albirostris (white-beaked dolphin)
Lineage: Eukaryota; Metazoa; Chordata; Mammalia; Artiodactyla; Delphinidae
Gene: CD96
Product: CD96 molecule
Biological process (GO): cell-matrix adhesion; inflammatory response
Source: RefSeq, a predicted model, not a curated record